GGCAACUAUGCCAUCCGCAAGAUAUGCCUCAGUACAACUAAUGUCGCUGGCUGGGGCAACUAUGCCAUCCGCAAGAUAUGCCUCAGUACAACUAAUGCCGCUGGCUGGGGCAACUAUGCCAUCCGCGAGAUAUGCCUCAGUACAACUAAUGUCGCUGGCUGGGGCAACUAUGCCAUCCGCAAGAUAUGCCUCAGUACAACUAAUGCCGCUGGCUGGGGCAACUAUGCCAUCCGCGAGAUAUGCCUCAGUACAACUAAUGUCGCUGGCUGGGGCAACUAUGCCAUCCGCAAGAUAUGCCUCAGUACAACUAAUGCCGCUGGCUGGGGCAGCUAUACCAUCCGCAAGAUAUGCCUCAGUACAACCAAUUUUUUGGGUCGGGGCAACUAUGCCACCGGAAGAUACGCCGCAGGUUCGCGCCAUAAGAUGGUGACCAUCUGA
Messenger RNA from Perkinsus marinus ATCC 50983, 438 nucleotides. RefSeq lists its product as hypothetical. The record is from RefSeq and is a predicted model, not a curated record. The transcript has a single exon. The annotation marks the transcript as partial. Lineage: Eukaryota; Perkinsozoa; Perkinsida; Perkinsidae.